CCUCAGCCCAGCCCACGCAGUUACUGCGAUAGCAAGGACAACCAAGAACAGGCAAAUGAGUUUUGCCAUGGCUAUACUAUGCAAGCUAGGUUGCUGCUUUGUCUUUCGAUUCUAGAUCUAGAUUGGUAUAAUAUAGGAGUCCUAUGCUAUGGUCGGGUUUAUAUAUGGCCGGCCUCAUUUAAUGAAGAUUUCCGUGCAUAUCUGUGUAGAUAUGACACCACAUCAAACAACAAAUGCAUACAUUAAAUGCACACCUAUAGGAUACGUCACUACGUCAUUGACUUCAAAUAUACAUUCACCGAAUUAUCACAUCUAUAGGAUACACCAUGAUAAAAUACUUUAAAAUACAUAUACCAGAUCAUAUCUAGGAGAUGGCACACUGAAAUAUGCCAAUGGAUAGAUAUGUAGUUUCCCUAUUAUCCGUACAAUAUGCCAAAUCAAAUAUAGGAAAUUGUAUACUGACGAUAGUGGGUAUAUACAUGUCUAUUUAUGUAGAAUACAGGACCGUCCGCGUCACAUGUUUGUAGCUUUGUUUAGUUUUCCCUUUGAGCAAAUGAUGUUUUUAUAUUAAUACACAACGGUUUAAAUAUUUAUUUAAAUAGAAAAAUAUACUUCGUUUAUAUGUGAUAUUUACAGACUGAUUGUUCCGAUGGAAUGCGUUCUCAAGGUCUAUCCCGCACAAAUGAGAUGGGCGGUAUCAUUUACUCUCAGCCGCUGCUCUGGUGCGUUUGAGUCGGAAGCCUUUGCUUGCAGGGAAGGGCUGCGCCUGGCAGUGUCUUAUUCUGCAGCUCCGAUUUAGAGUAUUCUCACGCUGCGGCUGUGCGGCCGCUAUCUCAGGCGAUGUUUUUGAAGAUUUGCUCAUUUGCUAGCUUGUUCUUGUAAAUAUGCUGGAUCCACGUAUAAUAUCAUCUAUUUCUUUCGAAAAAGAGGACAUUCUUCGGCCUCUGCAUCGAUCGAUGCACGCCCUUUUCCAUCAAAAGAGGAAAAGAAAACACUCUGCCAGCUACGUCGACUACGGCUUUGGCCAGGCUCUAUCCCUCCCUCAUUUUGUUCUUCUCGAACAAUACUGUAUCUCUACCAAUAUUUGCCAGUCAUCGAGUGUUGCGAACCGAGAUCCUGUCACAAAUUCUGACAGUUUCUAGCAGUUUAAGGUACGUACGUUUCUUUCUCGCAAAAAAAAAGUUCACGGUACGUUCCUGCUCUCUGUCUUGUUUGAACUGGAUAGGUACGUUCAUGCGCCGUGUAUAUCCUACUAGUUGUAGGACUCGGAGUCCUCGACCUUUUCUUGGUCCAGUCCGAGACUACCAAGUCCUCUCCCUAAAUAAGACGCGCGGUCUACCUCUCGUGCAAACUCUGUUCAAGUUUAAAGUCCAACAACACCCGUGAAGCCGUACAGUUAACCCAUCGCCGCCUACUUACCUUUGCCGGUCAUGGCGGCUAACAACAGCUCGACCGCAGCAGGGGGUCACCUAACCCAGAUCUGCAGGUCGUUACACACCACGGAGGACGUCACCGCGACGCUCGAUCUCGAGGUGGCCGGCUACAGCACGCGGCUCGUCGGCAUGGGCGCCGGCGAGUCCGUCGGCUCGGAGACGUUCAGCGUCGGCGGACACGACUGGGACAUCCGGUUCUUCCCGGACGGAGACGGGCACGACGACUGCGCCGGCAGGGCCGUGACCUACCUGCGCUACCUCGGCCAAUCCAAGGAGAAGAUCAGGGCCUGGUCAGCGAUGAGCGUGCUGGCGAAAGACGGACGGCCGGUGGCCAGCGUCGAGGCGAGGGAGCUCUUCUUUGCUCCGGACGACAUGAACGGGGGCGACCCCUUGUUCCUCAGCAAAUCCAUGCUCAAAUCGCUCUCGGAGCUCGGCGGCGACGACGACGGGUUCACGAUCCGCUGCGUGCUCACCGUCCGGACCGUGUCGGGCGGCCCGCCGACGGAGUUGCCCGGCCAGCUCGAGCGCGUGCUCUCGGAGGGGACCGGCGCCGACGUCACGUUCCGUGUGGGCGGACGCAAGUUCCGCGCUCACAGGGCGCUCCUGGCGGCGCGGUCGCCGGUCUUCCGGGCUCAGCUCUUUGGCCCGGCGGUGGAGGAGAAGAAGGGCGUGAGGCGGCGUGUCAAGGUCGUCGGCGUCGAGCCGGCCGUCUUCCAGAUGAUGCUUCACUACAUCUACACUGACUCGCUGCCGCCGUGCGCGGGCGACGAUGAAGUCGCGGUGCAGCAUUUGCUGGUCGCCGCCGAUAGGUACGGACUGGAUAGGCUGAAGCUGAUGUGCGAGGAAGAGCUGAGCAAAAGAAUCGAGGUGGACAACAUCGUAAGCACGUUCGCGUUGGCGAAGCGGCAUCACUGUAAGAGGCUCAAGGACGCAUGCCUGAUGUUCAUGACGCUGCCGGAUGUCCUUGACGUCGUCCUGGAGACCGACGGGUUCAAAGCGCACUUCAUGACAUGCCAACCAAUGGAUUUGGAGGGGGGAUGUAAAUAGGAGUUUUCCCUGUUUCUCAU
Brachypodium distachyon (stiff brome) is the source of this 2500-nucleotide messenger RNA. RefSeq names its product BTB/POZ and MATH domain-containing protein 2. Gene Ontology annotation, molecular function: protein binding. The record is from RefSeq and is a predicted model, not a curated record. The coding region runs from base 1431 to 2480 and encodes 349 amino acids. The transcript has a single exon. Gene Ontology annotation, biological process: protein ubiquitination. NCBI's taxonomy places the organism in Eukaryota, Viridiplantae, Streptophyta, Magnoliopsida, Poales, Poaceae.